Aspergillus fumigatus Af293 is the source of this 684-nucleotide messenger RNA. RefSeq names its product EMI1 family protein. NCBI's taxonomy places the organism in Eukaryota, Fungi, Ascomycota, Eurotiomycetes, Eurotiales, Aspergillaceae. The record is from RefSeq and is a predicted model, not a curated record.
AUGGGCUGGCUCUGGAGAUCAUCACCCUCGAAGGAGGAGCCUCAACAGAUUUCCUCUGUGCCUUCUUUCUCCGACAAUGCGGCGCCGCAGCCAUCACCCGCAGCAGAGGCACCAGGCACCAUGCCGUCAUCAUCGCAGUCUCGGCCCUUGAGUCGCAAGGAACAAGCGGAUGCAGAGUUCAACCAGUUACUAGAGAGCUUGAAGGCCGACGUAUCACGAACCAAAUCACCACAGCAGUCGUCGAAUGUCUCAGAAACUCCCCUGUCCCCAUCAUCACCAUCACCUUCCGGCCCUCCGCAACCUCCAUCUUCGAUCGCCCCCGAGUCUCUCUACCCGGACUCCAUGUCCUGCCGCUCUGCUUUUGAUUACGCGUUUUUCUGUCAGUCGUUUGGAGGCCAGUUUGUGAACGUAUACCGCUACGGCGAGCUGCGGUCGUGCAGCGAACACUGGGAUAAUUUCUGGCUCUGCAUGAAGGCCCGUGGAAUGGCGGACGAGGAGCGCAAGAAAGUCAUUCGGGACCACUACCGGAAAAAGGCCAUCAAGUACAAGACGGGCCCGAGCAGUGAAGAUGUCUGGGACCUUCGAAGGGAGCCAGUGCAGCAUGCUUUCCAGGGUGACUUUGAAGCACUGGAGAGGGAGAUGAAGGCCGAGGAGGAAGCAAGUCGCAACGCUGGUGGGAUAUAG